Molecule: messenger RNA, 876 nt
Organism: Podospora anserina S mat+
Lineage: Eukaryota; Fungi; Ascomycota; Sordariomycetes; Sordariales; Podosporaceae
Exons: 2
Coding region: 1-876 (291 amino acids)
Source: RefSeq, a predicted model, not a curated record
AUGCCCGUCAUGAAGCAAGAAUACUCCCUCUGGGACAUCCUCACCUCCCUCCUCUUCCCCCAAAAGUUCAUCCUCCUUUCCCUCACCUUCCUCCCCCGAACCAUCCUCUCCCAACCUUCCCUCCUCCUCCCCUGGAACCUCCCCCUCCUCAAAUCCCUCUGGUUCACCCGCUUCUGGUCCUUCGUCGGCCCCCAAGUCAGAGAAAACUCCUCCGCCCUCGUCAUCCCCCUUUUAUCAGGGCACAUCUCCAGGGGCAUCACCCACCCAUCCCCAAUCCACCCCCCCCUAUCCGGCACAGUCCUCGAGAUAGGCCCCGGUUCGGGAAUGUGGCUCCCCACCCUCUCCCAAAUCCCCUCCAUCACCAAGAUCUACGGCGUCGAGCCGAACGAGGGAAACGCCGCCUCCCUGCGCCAAACGGUCAAAACUGCCGGGUUGGAAGGGAGAUACAAUGUCAUCCCCGUCGGGAUCGAGGACCUCGAGGCGGUGGCGCAUAUCGAAAAGGGGAGCGUGGACAGCGUCAUGACCGUCAUGUGCCUCUGCUCGAUCCCCGAGCCGCAAAAAAACAUCAAGAUGCUGUACGAGUACCUCAAGCCAGACGGGAAGUGGUACGUGUACGAGCACGUCAAGACUUUUGACGGGGAACUGCCGGGGCAAGGGGAGCCCUGGGAACCCAAGCAGCCAAAGUGGCUGGGGUGGUAUCAGUCCUUUAUGAACAUUUUCUGGCCUCACUUCGUGGGUGGCUGUGAGAUGUGCAGAGAUACAUCCAAGUACCUCCUCCAAGACGCGGGCCCGUGGCAAGAAGUCGAUCUGGCCCAACCGGCCAACUCGCCUUGGUUCCAGACCAUGCCACACAUCAUUGGUGUCUUGACAAAGUAG